CCCAUCCAAUAGAUACUAAUAAUACAUCAAAGUUUUCCUUUUCUUUUCUUUUCUUUUCAUUUCUACAACAAUAACUAUUUCACUCCCAUUUCACAAUUCCAAAAACCCCUCUCUUCUAAAAGAGUUUUGAGCUCUAAAACAACUGAUUAAACUAACUCAUUAUUAACUGAAAAUUGAAUCUCAUCUCAAACCCAUAUCGAUGCAAUCUGGGCCUGACCAAAUCCCACCAAACACGGCCCAGAUUCUUCCAUUUUAAUCAAACUCAAAUUUAUUAUUAUUAUUAUUAUUAAUUAACUAAUUAAUUAAUUAAAUUUUCAUUUCAUUUCUCUCUUUCUCUCUCUUUAGUCUUUACUUAUGUUCUUCUUUAGUUCUUCUUACAAACAAUUACCAAGAAAAACUGAAUCUUCAGUUAUAAAUUAGUUAGUUAUGUCUGAGAUGAGAAGGAGUAGUGGUGGUAUUAUUAGUGGGCCCAACAAAAUAGACAGCCCACCGGUUCCGAAAAGGUCCAAAACCAUUGCCGGUGAUGGGCCCAACCGGAGGCCCACUACAACUCAACCCUUCUCCGCCGCCAGAACCGAUCUGCGCGUGGUAACCACUCACCACAACGAUGAUCCACCUUCGAAUCGUGACUGGUUCUACCCUUCCUUCAUGGUUCCUCAAACAACGAAGCGCGUGGCUCACAAACUCCCUUCCUCCUCCGAUUCGCGACCUCCUCAUCGGAUCUCUGCUCCGUCGUGUAAGAAGAGUGAGAAGGUGAAACUCGUUCCUAAUCGUUCUUCUUCUACUGAGUCGACUCAGUCUAAGCCCUGGUGUAGUAGGAUCACCUGGAUUCGGAAGCUGAAGUUCUUGUUGCCUUUUGCUAUUAUCGUGAUAUUUGGAGUAUAUUCAGUUCAUCUCCAUGGAAGAGUUGAACAACUUAAGGCUGAGAAUGCUUCUCUACGUAGGAAUUGUAGUAAUAGAGAUAGUCAUAGUUAUGAAAGCACCAAGGAUAAUAUGCAGAGUGAAGAGAAUGAUGAAAUUGGUAUUUUGGAUUAUGGCAAUGCUGAAGAUAGAAGUGUUGCAUUGUAUUCUGUUCUAAUCACACUAGUAAUGCCAUUCUUGUUGUGCAAAUACCUUGAUUAUCUUCCUCAUAUAAUGAAUUUCUCGAAAAGGACUAAGAAAAACAAGGAAGAAGUUCCUUUGAAGAAGAGAAUUGCUUACACUGUUGAUGUUUGUUUCUCAGUCUAUCCUUAUGCCAAGCUGCUUGCUCUUCUAUUUGCAACUAUGUUCCUUAUUGGGUUUGGUGGAUUAGCAUUGUAUGCUGUUAAUACCAAUAGCUUUGCUGAAGCUCUUUGGCUUUCAUGGACUUUUGUAGCUGAUUCUGGAAAUCAUGCCGAUACUGAAGGCAUUGGACCGAGAAUUGUUUCAGUCUCGAUAAGUUCGGGAGGUAUGCUUAUAUUUGCGAUGAUGCUCGGGCUUGUUUCAGAUGCCAUAUCGGAGAAGGUGGAUUCCUUAAGGAAAGGGAAGAGUGAAGUCAUUGAAAGGAAUCAUAUACUCAUUCUUGGAUGGAGUGACAAACUGGGUUCACUUUUGAAACAACUAGCCAUAGCAAACAAGAGCAUUGGUGGUGGUGUAGUGGUUGUACUUGCUGAAAGAGACAAGGAAGAAAUGGAGAUGGAUAUAUCAAAGCUCGAAUUCGAUUUUAUGGGGACUUCUGUUAUAUGCAGAAGUGGUAGUCCUCUUAUACUGGCUGAUCUAAAAAAGGUUUCAGUUUCGAAAGCACGGGCUAUCAUUGUUCUGGCAUCAAAUGAAAAUGCUGAUCAGAGCGAUGCUCGUGCUUUGCGGGUUGUGCUCAGCCUUACAGGAGUGAAAGAAGGUUUAAGGGGCCAUGUUGUUGUGGAAUUGAGUGACCUUGACAACGAGCCUUUGGUGAAGCUCGUCGGGGGAGAACUCAUCGAAACAGUUGUUGCUCAUGAUGUGAUUGGACGCUUGAUGAUCCAAUGUGCUUUGCAACCCGGUCUUGCACAGAUAUGGGAGGACAUUUUGGGGUUUGAGAAUGCCGAGUUUUAUAUCAAAAGGUGGCCUCAACUCGACGGUCUUCGCUUUGAAGAUGUGUUACUUUCAUUUCCAGAGGCAGUUCCAUGUGGAGUUAAGGUUGCUUCUGAAGGUGGGAAGAUAAUUUUGAAUCCAGAUGAUAACUAUGUUCUUGGAGAGGGGGAUGAAAUCCUUGUUAUAGCCGAAGAUGACGAUACAUAUUCUCCAGGUUCCAUUCCUGAGGUAACUUUCUUCUUUUUAACCCCACUUGACAGUUAUGUCUGUUUAUUUCUAAUGAGUUUGUGUUAUUUUCAGGUUCGUAGGGGUUCUUGUCCAAAAAUUUUUGAUCCUCCGAAAUAUCCUGAGAAGAUAUUGUUUUGUGGUUGGCGUCGUGAUAUCGAUGAUAUGAUUAUGGUUCUUGAGGCAUUUUUGCCACCAGAAUCAGAACUUUGGAUGUUUAAUGAAGUUCCCGAGAAAGAUCGAGAGAGGAAGCUUACCGAUGGAGGGCUUGACAUUGCUGGAUUGGUGAACUUGAAACUUGUUCAUCGCGAGGGAAAUGCUGUGAUCAAACGGCAUUUAGAGAAUCUUCCUCUUGAAACUUUUGAUUCUAUUUUAAUUCUUGCAGAUGAGUCAUUAGAGGACUCUGUUGUGCAGUCUGAUUCGAGAUCUCUUGCCACUCUUCUCCUCAUUCGCGAUAUCCAGUCAAAGCGUCUUCCAAGCAAGGAUACAAAGUCAACAUCUUGGAGGUUUGCUGGGUUCUCACACAGCUCUUGGAUCCGCGAAAUGCAGCAAGCUUCACACAAAUCAAUAAUCAUUAGCGAAAUUUUGGACUCUAGGACUAGAAAUCUAGUAUCAGUGUCGAGAAUCAGCGAUUAUGUAUUGUCAAAUGAGCUCGUAAGUAUGGCGCUAGCAAUGGUUGCUGAAGACAAGCAAAUCAACCGAGUACUCGAGGAACUUUUCGCAGAGCAGGGAAACGAAAUGUGUAUAAAACCAGCAGAAUUCUACUUAUUCGAUCAAGAAGAACUUUGCUUUUACGAAAUCAUGAUUAGAGCGCGACAAAGGUGUGAAAUCGUUAUCGGUUAUCGCCUUGCUAACACAGAAUGUGCUAUAAUUAAUCCAUCAGAGAAAUCAAAACCAAGAAAAUGGUCCCAUGAUGAUGUUUUUGUUGUUAUAGCCUCAGAAGACUGAUGAUGAGGGUGUUCUAGAACUAAAACUAAUCUUAUGGUGUUUUUGACCCAAUUGACCAUUCUUUCACUUUCAUCUUAUUAUAGUUUCACCAACUAUAUAUAUAAAUAUAUAAAGUUAUAUAGCACAAGAUUUGUAGAUUGUUGUCUGAUGUGAUUAUUGUAACUCUAUUAAUUAAAAUAGGCUGAGAUUAGAGUUUAGUCAACUAGAAAGGACUAAACAUGUUGUAUCAAUAUUUAUACAAUUUAUUACAUGAAUAAUAUUUAUAUAUUGGAAAUUAAUUCCCUUAA
Messenger RNA from Cannabis sativa, 3488 nucleotides. Its product is annotated as ion channel DMI1. The coding region runs from base 427 to 3201 and encodes 924 amino acids. The transcript is spliced from 11 exons. Gene Ontology annotation, biological process: monoatomic ion transport. Lineage: Eukaryota; Viridiplantae; Streptophyta; Magnoliopsida; Rosales; Cannabaceae. The record is from RefSeq and is a predicted model, not a curated record.